GCAUUCAAGCAUCCCUACGUUUUCGCCAAGCAUUUCAUUCGGAUCUGCAGGAUUCAACCCACAGCAAUUAUUUUGCAACCGAAAGGGACCCAUAGUAUGAUAACUUUCAUUUGAGUUGAUUUGGUUUCUUUCAUUUUUAUUUUUGUUCAUUAGAUAUCAUCGUUUUUUCUUAAUUUUUCUACUCUCAUCCACAGUUCAUUUGCAGCCAGUUUGCACACCACCAGCUCAAAGGGGAAUACUAUAUCUCGAGCCGUUCUCUCUCUUGUCUGCUGCUAUUCGAGAGAAGCUCACGCACUUUGGAUUGGUACCUUGGCUGGUUUACCUAGAACCCGACAAACUGGGGAUUUAAUAGGCUAUUUGCGUCUGCGCUUGUGGAAGUGGACAUCGGCGGCGACACGGGUCGCCUUUCUGUUAUAAGGAAUGUACCCGGUGCUAAGGUCUGCUCACUGAGGGAGAAUAUCAACGCGCUCUCUUCUCGACUCUCUGUAUGAAAGACUGCCGUGCGCCUCUGGUUUUGUAUUCCCGAGGAGCUCUUAUAAAGGGUUUCUUGGAGAUGCUCUAUAUUUGAUCGGCGUACGCAUUUGCUUCUUCGUCACUUUUUAGCUUAUUUGAUCGGGAUAUAGAGUCUAAUUGCCUCGGUCAUUCUCUUGUGCGUUUCACGUCUCUUUUUUGGACAUAUCAUUUCGGAACGGAUUGUGACCCUCCCCGAAGACAGCAAUAAUGGGGGACUCGAUGUGGAGAUAUUAUUUUGGAGUUUUGUUUAUUGCGUGCAAGGUGAACUUGUCCCGGGCGAUAAUUCUGGAGUCCAUAUAUUGGAACACAACAAAUACCAAAUUCGUGCCAGGGCAGGGCCUGGUGUUAUAUCCUCAGAUCGGAGAUAAAUUGGACAUAGUGUGCCCGCGGGUGGAUGGAGGGGUGCGUGAUGGGGUGGAGUAUUACAAGAUCCACAUGGUUCCCAGGGAGCAGCUGGAGAGCUGCACCAUCACCAAGGCUGACACACCGCUGCUCAACUGUGACAAGCCUGACCAGGAUGUCAAGUUCACACUCAAGUUUCAGGAGUUCAGCCCCAACCUGUGGGGCCUGGAGUUCUUCAGAGGGAAAGACUACUACAUCAUCUCAACAUCAAAUGGCACAAUGGAGGGCCUGGAGAACCAGGAAGGAGGGGUGUGCAAGAUGAAGUCCAUGAAGAUAAUCAUGAAAGUGGGACAAAAUCCCUCUGACCCUAUCUCACCCAAAGACUACCCCACCAGAUACCCUCCCAAGCACCCCGACAAGGAGUCAUACAAACCAAACGAUGUGCUGGAGAAGAAAGGUCCGUCGUACAGGGAGGGUGAGGGCGACCAAGGGACGGGCGGGAAAUCCUCCAGUGUCAUUGGCUCUGAAGUGGCCCUGUUUGCCGGCAUCGCCUCGGGCAGCGUUAUCUUCAUCAUCAUCAUCAUCAUGCUGGUUGUGCUGCUGCUCAAGUAUCGGCGGCGGCACCGCAAGCACUCGCCACAGCACGCCACCACGCUGUCCCUCAGCACACUGGCCACGCCCAAACGGGGCGGCAGCGGCAACAACAACGGCUCGGAGCCCAGUGACAUCAUCAUCCCGCUCAGGACUGCAGACAGCGUCUUCUGCCCACACUACGAGAAAGUCAGCGGGGACUACGGUCACCCGGUGUACAUUGUUCAGGAGAUGCCCCCCCAGAGCCCUGCCAACAUCUACUACAAGGUCUGAGCUCAGCUCCACCCCCCCUCCCCCCAGGCACCGCUCCUCCGUGAACGCCCCCCAGAACACUCUAUCUCUCCUUCCUUCCCCACAUCUCUGUUGUUUUUCUUGUUGAACUUUACUAUUCCUGUUAUUAUUCUUCGUUGUUGGGAUUCGUUGGAGAACUCACAGAGUAAAGCUGCUGCUGCUCUCUGGGGCUUUUUGGGGAUCCCUCCUCUCCGCUCCUCUCCUCUAACAGUAGCUUAGUUUCUUUGCGCACUACGACUGACGCUGGGGGAUCCGAGCGCGUGUGUUUGUGUGUGGACGGACGGAUGUACGGAGAGACAGAAAGACGCACCGACGCGUUUGUUUUGAAAUAGGAUGGACAGAUGGAGAGAAAAAGAGGAGAUGGAGGAGGAGUCGAUAUCCUACCCUGGUAUUCUCCCUGAGAGAGACUAUUGCUGGGGAAGAGACAAAGGAGGGAGAAAGAGAGGGAUGGCAGAGAGAUUAGAAGAGGAAAAGGAAGGAAGGGCCCAACCAUGAACUCAUGUCAGUAAUGUCAGUCAGUCCCUCUCCUCAUUGGCCAGAGACACUUUGUGGAUUAAAUGACGGAAAAGGGAAAAAAACAAGAGGGAUUUGGAAAUAUCCACUCUGGGACUUUCCUGACGAACACAUGGACAUCACCCACCCACUCACCCUACCACCCACCCACACACUCACCCACUCUCACUCAUUGUGAACUGUUCAGGUCCUCGUACUAGUUACAGCCCACUUUUCCCUCAUUGUCCGAAGACACCUUUUAUUUUCUAGCGUCAAGAUUCAUUAAAGUUGUUACUUGAAAAAAAAGUUUGUAAAAGAACAUGAUUCCUUUCCGUAGUGUCAUAUUGUUGGUUCAUUUCUGGUUUUCAGUGCUGGUAUUGUUGAACUUGCAGAUAUAUAUUUUUUUGUGAUGUGGUAUUGUCGCAGCUCAUGUCGUGAUGGUG
Salvelinus namaycush (lake trout) is the source of this 2672-nucleotide messenger RNA. RefSeq names its product ephrin-B2a (gene efnb2a). Gene Ontology annotation, biological process: ephrin receptor signaling pathway; axon guidance; blood vessel morphogenesis. Gene Ontology annotation, molecular function: ephrin receptor binding. The transcript is spliced from 5 exons. The record is from RefSeq and is a predicted model, not a curated record. Bases 721 to 1719 code for a protein of 332 amino acids. Gene Ontology annotation, cellular component: plasma membrane. NCBI's taxonomy places the organism in Eukaryota, Metazoa, Chordata, Actinopteri, Salmoniformes, Salmonidae.